AUGACUGCCAUCGCAGCUUUGCAAUGUGUUGAACGCGGCCAGUUCACGCUCGAUGAAGACGUCACUCCCUUACUACCUGAGCUGAAGGAUAUUGAUAUCCUGAAAGGAUUUGAAGAAGGAACAGAUAAACCUAUUUUGGUGAAAGCUGCGAAGGAAAUCACUUUGAGACAGCUGCUAACACAUUCGUCGGGUAUCGCUUACGAUAUUUUCGAUCCAACUCUUACCCGAUGGAGAGCAUCUCGCGGCGAACAGCCAUCUCUUGGUGCUGGUGAUAUGAUUUACCGUGGGACUGUGCCGCUUUUGUUUGAGCCUGGGGAGUCAUAUGCAUAUUCUCCAGCUGGUCCAGACUGGGCAGGUGUAAUGAUCGAACGCACCAAUGGCAUGUCUCUCGGAAAAUACAUGCAGAAGUAUAUCUGGGAACCACUCGGCAUUAAGAACAUGACAUUCCAUCUUGAAGAUCGACCGGACAUGCUAAAACGCCGAGCUGGUACCGGUGAGCGAAUGGGUGGCAUCAAUCCUAUGUUUGGCUGUCCUGCCGAUCCGUCAGCCAAGAUUCAGCAUGGCGUAGAGGGGGUCUCUUUCUGGUGGAGGGACGAAGGUGUUCCCGACGAUUCUGGAGGGGCUGGAGCAUUUGGCAGUAUAGUUGACUACCAGAAGAUUCUGCACAGCAUCACAGCGGGAGAUGGGAAACUACUUUCUAAGGAGAUGAAUGAUGAGCUGUUCCGUCCGUGCUUGAGCGAGAGAUCUCGGAAACAAUUCAUGGCGCUUUGCACCUUCAAGGAAAUCAAUGCUAUACAUGGUGCAACCCUACCUAUGGGUACGCAACUUGACUAUGCUCCAGGAGGUGCCAUCUGCUUGGAGGACAUAGAAAGUCGACGAAGGAGAGGAACGAUGUACUGGACAGGUCUUCCGAACCUGUACUGGUUUGCAGAUAGGGAUGGUGGUAUCAGUGGAAUAUAUGGUACUCAAACUCUGGCUCCCGGAGAUCCAAAAAGUGGAGAGAUGUUCAAGCAAUUUGAGAUAGUAGCCAUGUACAAGAAAGCAAAGGAAACUCGAGAUGCUGGACAAAAGCUGUAA
Molecule: messenger RNA, 1077 nt
Organism: Cadophora gregata
Lineage: Eukaryota; Fungi; Ascomycota; Leotiomycetes; Helotiales; Ploettnerulaceae
Exons: 3
Coding region: 1-1077 (358 amino acids)
Source: RefSeq, a predicted model, not a curated record